Molecule: messenger RNA, 2877 nt
Organism: Alternaria burnsii
Lineage: Eukaryota; Fungi; Ascomycota; Dothideomycetes; Pleosporales; Pleosporaceae
Exons: 2
Coding region: 1-2877 (958 amino acids)
Molecular function (GO): ATP hydrolysis activity; ATP binding
Source: RefSeq, a predicted model, not a curated record
AUGUCUGAAUCAUCCCUUCAACAUACCAAUGGUGCAACCAAACUUCUGCUAAGCGAUGACCACCAAGCUGGUUCUCAAGAGAAUGGGCAUCCAGGUGUCGACACAGAGGGCACCGCCACUUCUCUAAGUAAGCUUGUGGUGACUCUUGAUCAGCCACCUACAGAUCUGAGAUUGUCUACCGAGACAGCGGAUGAGCUGACUCCCGUGGACGUUGAAUCGCACGAUCUUGACGAUAGCGGCUACAUAUCGGACGAAAGUUGUAACUACGAUUCUGCACAAGAGGACUUCGUGCCAGGAGAAUUUGCACGAGAAGACCUUGCACGAGAAGACCUUGCACGAGAAGACAUUGCACCGGUCAUCGAACCAACCAUCAAAAUUCUGGACAGAUAUCAUUUCCAUGAGCAGCCAUCGGAAGGAAACAGCGUUCAUCUUAUCGAAGUUUUGCAGGUCCUCCCAGACGACGGAGAAAAUACUCUACCAUAUAGUCGUCGUAUGCAGUUACCGUUCGGAACCUUUCCGGACAGAGCAGCAGCGAAGCCGAGCCGAGUUAGAAUACGUUCUGCGCGUUUGACAGCACUUCUUGAUCUCAUUGCGGAGAAAAGUUGUGGAAUGCACCGCACAUGGGAUUUGCGAAAGACGGAAAAAUUGAAGGAUGCUGCGAAACUUCCAGGAAGCACCUCAGUCGUUUAUCUGUAUCCAUUCAAACUCUUCGUUCUGUUCGAGCAGGAUAUAAGGAAAUUCGCGCAAUGGUUGCGAGACGAACGACCCGAACAUCCUGAGUUCAGCCAGUUUCCAGAGGUUUUCUGGACACCUGCCACACUGGAAGAGCUUCUCAUAUUGAUCGAUCUUUUCGAUGUCCAGCUGUCGAGCGUCUUCCAGCGGCGCCGUAAUCUCCUCGGGGAAGGAGGCUUUCAGGACAGCAGUAACGCUAUGAUAGAAUUUGCAGAUUUGUGGCUUCUGUAUGAGCCCGGACAAUUAGUCUAUAUGCGCCAGUCUGCUGAUACUGUUCGACCACGAAGCCCACCACAGCUCUGGCAGGUCUUGCAAUACUCGGGUGCUAGGAAAGUGUUGAACAGCGAGUCGAAUAUGAACUUGAAUGAUGCCUACAGUGACACUGCAGGAGCAGGGAGCAAGGACAAGAUGAACCGAUUCGUCCUCAAGGGCUUUACCUACGAUACUGACGAACAAUCCGGCACUUGUGUACCCAUAGAACAAACGUUGAACAUACCACAUUGGAGUGGGUUCAGGGAAAUUCGGAGUUUGUUUGCCUUUCCCGUGGCAUUCUGCCGGCCCAACUUUGAAUUUCCAGACGCAUCGGGUGAAAAGUAUCUGGAACGCCUCAGUUUGGAAGGUCAGCGGAUGUGCGAACUAAAGCAGGGCAUGAUCAAAAGCUAUAAAGGCCCUGGUAUCGACGAGUAUGGGACUCUAUGGCAGUACGAUUCUGAAGUCAUAAUCGAUUCGGAACGAGCCCGCCAAGAUGCUCCGGAGCUUUUCGGCAAUGGCAGAUUAGGCAUAUCUACUCUAGGCAUGUUGUCACCCUUCUCAGAGGGAGCCUCAACCAUUUCGCACAGCAUAUCUCUGGAGAUUGGGGACACUAGGGAAGUGGAAGAGGACUACUGGAUGACUUCAGGUGAUUCAAUGAUUGACAACAUACACGACGACAUCACGAUGGAAUGGCAAUACUUCAAGCAUAUUGGUGAUACCAAAAAGCUAGCAACAGUAGCCCGGGAGCUCUCCAGUUUCGACGUCAAGAAGGACCUCAAAUCGCUCGUGAUACUCCCUAGACUUGUGUGUGGCUUUGUCCUAUCGGCAAGAACUUGGGCCAAUCUCGAUAUCGGAGGUCUGGACAAUCACCGUUUCAAGAAAGAAUUAUGGGAUGAAGUCAUGCUUCAAGACGGGCAUAAGCAUUUGCUCCUUGCUGCAGUGCAGAAAUCCGCAAAAAUCGAUACCACGAAGCGUCUACCUAUUCAUGGUAAAGGUCUGGGUACUCUUAUUUUGCUCCAAGGACAUCCAGGUACCGGAAAAACAUUCACAGCUGAGGCAUUGGCUGCCAGAACUGAGAGAGCCUUAUACCCGAUCACACCUGGAGAGCUCGGGAGUGAAGUUGCAGUUCUAGAAAGAAACCUAGAUCGUAUCUUUCAACGUGGAAGGAGGUGGGAUUGUAUUUUGCUGAUGGACGAGGGUGACGUCUACCUGACUGCGAGAUCUCGACAACCGGACGGUACGAACGAUCGGAAUAGAGUGGUCGGUGUGUUCUUGCGUCAUCUCGAAGACUACCCUGGUAUCAUAAUUAUAACCACGAACUGGGCUGAGCAACUCGAUAGAGCUGUCAGAGAUCGAGUAACUUUGCCCUUGCCAUAUCGGCCUCUGAACCGAAACGCCAUCACUGAAAUCUGGAAACGCUACAGUCUCAUGACAGAUCAAUUCCUUGGUGACAGACCUAAAGAACAGCGACCUCACGUUGAAAUCGCGGAGAAUACCAGGGAAUGGGCGGUGAAACAGUACAACUUAUCCACAAGCACAACGUCAGGCACGUCAAAAGACACAAAAGACACAAAAGAACCUUUGGGAGAAAGUCCAUGGACAAGUGGCAGACAAAUCCGAACAGCUUUUCGCUUGGCUAUAUUCAUCGCGAUGCAAGACAGAGUGCGCCAGAAGCACCAUCACCUCGUGAUCGAGGAGGGAAAGAAGCCGGAAAAAGACAGGGAAACGAUUCUUGAGCCGAGACUGGCAGAAGGCGAUUGGAUUACAGUUGAAAUAAGACACUUUGAACAGGUGUUUGAGCUGUUCGGUGCAUUUGCCAAAGGACUUAAGGACGGAAAAAAACAGCCCGAACGUGAUGAAAAUAUAUCGUACGACCGCCAGGACCUCACUUAG